AUGGUUUCUGCCAAAUUCCUCGCUCUUGCCUUGGGCGUUGCCCUUGGUGCUCAAGCCAGCGACAUCCCUUCUGUCAACGCAAAUGGCAUUGCCGGAAACAUUGCUAGCGCAGAUAUCAAUGCACUUUGGGAUACCACUUGGCCGAAAUUGCAGAAACUUCUUCCCGGCAUUGAGUGCUCAAUCGGUGGACACGCCGAAGGAAAGAUCGCAUCCGAUUCCUGCAAGGAGAUUGAGGCUAGCCUCGUCUCCAUGUUUCCCGGCAUUCAUUGCACUGGCAAUCUCGACGAAGUGGCACUGAAAGCAAGCAUCAAUGCCCCUGCCACUGUUCUGCGCCGCGAUUCUGCGCUCGAGCGCCGCAGUCGUGAGCUGGAUGCUGCUGCUCAGAGAGAAGAGCAGAAAGUCGAACAACAGAUUGAUCAGAAGAAACGGUCAAUGCUUGUCUCGUGUGCCGAUGCUCCUCACCCUGGCAACUGCUACACUUGUGUUGCAGCUGGUGCAGGUCAAGCCCUUACAAGUGGAGCAAAGUGUCUCCUCGCAUUCCACAUCGCAAUGGUUGCGCUUGAGCGCGGUCGGCCUCAGGAAGGCGCGUCGUCGGAGAUAUGGGGGCUGCGGUCGCUGGUUGCCCUCUUCGAGUAA
This is a messenger RNA of Exserohilum turcica Et28A, 636 nucleotides long. RefSeq lists its product as uncharacterized. The coding region runs from base 1 to 636 and encodes 211 amino acids. NCBI's taxonomy places the organism in Eukaryota, Fungi, Ascomycota, Dothideomycetes, Pleosporales, Pleosporaceae. The transcript is spliced from 2 exons. The record is from RefSeq and is a predicted model, not a curated record.